This is a messenger RNA of Frieseomelitta varia, 1614 nucleotides long. RefSeq names its product 2-oxoglutarate and iron-dependent oxygenase JMJD4 (gene JMJD4). The record is from RefSeq and is a predicted model, not a curated record. The coding region runs from base 224 to 1483 and encodes 419 amino acids. Gene Ontology annotation, biological process: negative regulation of gene expression; positive regulation of translational termination; protein hydroxylation. The transcript is spliced from 4 exons. Gene Ontology annotation, cellular component: nucleus; cytoplasm. Gene Ontology annotation, molecular function: histone H4R3 demethylase activity; sequence-specific DNA binding. NCBI's taxonomy places the organism in Eukaryota, Metazoa, Arthropoda, Insecta, Hymenoptera, Apidae.
CGUUGCGCAUGCGCGUCGAUUAACAAAAUUUCAAGGUGGUUUUUAAUUAGUCCCGUGGCAUUGUGUCCAUUCAAAAAAAGUGUCGCAAUUUUGUUUUAAAAACAACUAUACGCAUUGUGUUAUACAUCGUGUACGUUAUGCAUGCGUCACACACGCGUAUUAUAUAUACGGAAAAACCGCGAUGAGACUCGCUCGUUGAGUUUAAUUCGACUGGAAGUGCGUGAUGGUGCAGGAGCUCGAAAUUCAAAACGGGAGGUUAACCGUUAAUAAAAAGACCGCCGUGAUCGACUGGAUCGAUUACGUUGACCCGUCGAUUACAUACGAUGAAUUCUUCUCGAAAUAUCUAGCGGAGAACAAGCCGUGUAUCUUCAAGUCGAGUAUAACAGAUAAUUGGUCGUGCAAGAGGCAAUGGAGUUUGGACGGUGCGCCGGACUUCGAUGUUCUCGACAUAUCGUUUGGAGAUUGCGUGGUGCCAAUCGCCGAUUGCAAAACGAGGUACUACAAUUCACAGUCCAAGGACGACAUGACAAUGAAGGACUAUUUGAAUUACUGGAUGGACUAUGUCAAGAAUAAUUACCCGGAUUCUAUGCCGCUUCUGUACUUGAAGGACUGGCACUGCCAGAAGCUGUUUCCAAAUGCUCCUAUGUACACUGUACCUGAGUACUUUGCGUCUGACUGGCUGAACGAGUAUUACAUGGCGCAUCCCGACUUGAAUGAUGAUUACAGAUUCGUGUACAUGGGUCCCAAGGGAACAUGGACACCAUUGCACGCAGAUAUAUUUGGAUCCUACAGUUGGUCUGCCAAUAUAGUCGGAGAGAAACGUUGGCUACUCUUUCCACCAGGUCAGGAAGAUUUCCUUAGGGAUAUACAUGGUCAAUUAAUAUACGAUGCAACGUCCAAGGAACUUGAAAACUAUGCCGUGUACAAGGCCUACGACAAGCGAGCGAUAAAAUACAUCGACUUGAUUCAGAAAGAAGGCGAAAUUAUAUUUGUGCCAUCUGGAUGGCAUCAUCAAGUUUGGAAUAAAGAGGACACCGUUUCCCUCAAUCAUAAUUGGAUCAAUGGCUGUAAUAUCAUGGACGUGUGGCAUGGAUUGAAAAAGGAAUUGAAUUCUGUAAUGAAAGAAGUUAGCGACUGCAAGGACAUGAGCAAUUGGGCAGAACAGUGCCAAUUAAUAUUGAAAUCAACAUACGGAAUGGAUUAUAAUUUGUUUUUUGAUUUUCUGAAAUUUAUAGCUAAAAGACGUUUAAGCAUGGUACUAGAAAAACAGAACGUAAUUACCUUUAACAGGUACAAACUCGGAUUUAAUCACUGCGUAUUUGAUCUGCAUUCAAUAAAGUUGACGUUGAUAGAUUUUAUUAAUGACAUGGAAGAGAAGUCCAUUUAUUAUCUGAUCUGCGAGAAGCAGCAGGCUCAUAAAUUGUUAAAUAAGAUCUUAUUGUUUGUACAAACGUACGAUUCAACCACACAUUCGUCGACAUGAUGAAAAGACAAGAGGAUUAAAAAUGAAAUAAGAAAAUGAAAUAAUAAAAUCUUGUUUCUGUUUCUAAUAUGUAAAUAUUAUGUUGUAAAUAAUGUAUGAAUAUGUUAUGAAUAAAUUUUUAUAUAAUAUAA